This is a messenger RNA of Bombyx mori (domestic silkworm), 1075 nucleotides long. RefSeq names its product 3-hydroxyacyl-CoA dehydrogenase. The record is from RefSeq and is marked provisional. Gene Ontology annotation, cellular component: mitochondrion. Gene Ontology annotation, molecular function: NAD+ binding; (3S)-3-hydroxyacyl-CoA dehydrogenase (NAD+) activity. NCBI's taxonomy places the organism in Eukaryota, Metazoa, Arthropoda, Insecta, Lepidoptera, Bombycidae. Gene Ontology annotation, biological process: fatty acid beta-oxidation.
UGCUUUACUGCUGAUUUAUGUUAAUUCAACUUGAGUGGGAAGUUAGUAUUUUUGCACCUGUACACGUCAUUUACCGGCCGGCUUUAGAAACGAUAAGAAGAAAUUGAAGAUGAAUAAAAUUUUCGUUUUGACUCGGAAAUUUUCGAUUUCUACUUCUCAGAAUGCGAUUAAAACAGUUACAGUGAUCGGCGGGGGCCUUAUGGGCUCAGGAAUCGCUCAGGUAACAGCGCAGGCUGGCCAGAAUGUGACCAUAGUAGAUUUAGAGCCGGAAAUACUCAAUAAAGCCCAGAAAAGUAUCCAAGCCAACUUAGGCAGGGUAGCCAAGAAACUGUACAAAGAUGAUCCAGGUAAAAUUGAAGGCUUCGUCAAAGAAUCCCUGGACAGGAUCAAAAUAUCCACGAAAGUUGAAGACAGUGUGAAUGCGGAUUUGAUUGUCGAAGCCAUUGUUGAAAAGCUGGACAUAAAGCAGGAUCUAUUCAACAAACUUGACAAGUUAGCACCUGAGCACACAAUUCUAGCCACUAACACUUCAUCAAUAUCAGUGAACGCUAUCGGCUCGGGCAUCAAAAGGAAAGAUAAGUUCGGAGGCCUCCAUUUCUUCAAUCCAGUACCAGUGAUGCGACUCCUGGAGGUUAUAAAAAGCGAUCACAUUUCCGAGGACACUUACCAGGCCAUGAUGGAGUGGGGCAAGUCUGUGGGCAAGACUUGCAUCACUUGUAAGGACACUCCAGGAUUCGUUGUUAACAGGAUCCUAGCUCCGUACAGUGCUGAAGCGUUGAGGAUGUACGAAAGAGGAGAUGCGUCAGCAGAAGAUAUAGACACCGCUAUGAGAUUAGGAGCGGGUUAUCCGAUGGGUCCCUUAGAACUGGCUGAUUACACCGGUCUAGACUUGAAGAAAUCCAUUCUUGCCGUCAUGCUUAAGGAAACAGGGAACCCGGUUUUCGAACCAAUUGGGGUUCUAGAUAAACUGGUGAAAGAGGGGAAGUACGGACGGAAAACCGGCGAGGGUAUUUAUAAAUAUAAUAAAUGAUUGUAUAAAUUUAUUGAUUAAAGUUUAUUUCGGUUUAUUGGGCUG